AGGCCGCCGCUGAGCCCUACGCCGCUGGAGUAGGGGCGUCGCGGUGUGCCCGCUGCCCGUGGAGUGUGUGAGGGGGGGAAGGGAGAGAAGAGGCUUAAAGAGACAACGGCCGCGGGAGGCAGCCCACAAUGGAGCGGCUGGCGGGGGGCCGGGGGGCCGGCCCCCGCCUCUGAGGGGCCCCGAGGAGUUGGGAGCCGAAGGAUCUAAGCUGGCAGGACCCUCUCCACAGAAUGCGCUCUUCACCAAAGAGCGAGCCAAAGCAGGCGAAGAUGAGAAUCCCGGCGGGACCUUCAAGAGCACUAACAUUGCAGUAGCCCGGCGCCUGUGGGUGGCAGUGGCGCCCCCAGCCCCCUCCCCUCCAUCUCAGACCGUGAUGGUGUAUUGACCGAGAAGAGCCCAGCUUUUUUUUUAUUUUUCCUUCCCCUCCCUCCCCUUCAAGUUUCGGUGGCUUUGGGAUUUGUAUGGCAGCGGCGUAACCGUGGAGAGGCCGGGGUAUCACAAACUUAUGGAUUUUGAUAAGAGAGGAGGGAAAGGGGAUACAGAGGAAGGCAAAAGAAUGUCCAAGGCAGGUGGAGGAAGGAGCAGCCAUGGGAGCCGGAGUGCAGGGACUAACUCUGGAGUCUUAAUGGUGGGCCCCAACUUCCGUGUCGGGAAGAAGAUUGGAUGUGGCAAUUUCGGGGAGCUCCGUCUAGGAAAGAAUCUCUACACGAAUGAAUAUGUAGCUAUAAAAUUGGAACCGAUAAAAUCACGAGCCCCACAGCUGCAUCUGGAAUAUCGGUUUUACAAACAGCUUGGAAAUGCAGAAGGAAUUCCUCAGGUUUAUUACUUUGGGCCCUGUGGGAAGUACAACGCCAUGGUGCUGGAGCUGCUGGGACCCAGCCUGGAAGACCUGUUUGACCUGUGCGAUCGGACCUUCACUCUCAAAACCGUCCUGAUGAUAGCGAUACAGUUGAUCACGCGGAUGGAGUAUGUUCACACCAAAAGCCUGAUCUACAGAGACGUCAAGCCGGAGAACUUCCUGGUGGGGCGGCCGGGCAGCAAGCGUCAGCACACCAUCCACAUCAUUGACUUUGGCUUGGCCAAGGAAUACAUUGACCCCGAGACCAAAAAACACAUCCCCUACCGAGAGCACAAGAGCCUGACGGGGACGGCGCGAUACAUGAGCAUCAACACACACCUUGGGAAAGAGCAAAGCCGCAGGGAUGACCUGGAAGCGCUAGGGCACAUGUUCAUGUACUUCCUGCGGGGCAGCCUCCCUUGGCAAGGGCUCAAGGCUGACACGCUGAAGGAGCGGUAUCAGAAGAUCGGAGACACCAAAAGAGCCACCCCUGUCGAAGUCCUGUGUGAAAACUUCCCAGAGGAGAUGGCAACCUACCUGCGCUACGUGCGGCGGCUGGAUUUCUUCGAGAAGCCGGAUUACGACUACCUGCGCAAGCUCUUCACGGACCUGUUCGACCGGAGCGGCUACGUCUUCGACUACGAGUACGACUGGGCCGGGAAGCCAUUACCAACUCCAAUCGGCACAAUCCACAGCGACGUCCAGGUGCAGCCUCCGAACAGAGACAAAGCACAGCCACACACCAAACACCAGCAGUCGCCCGAGGGGAACGAGUUGUGUGAUCCUCAGGCUAGUCAGCAGCCUGCCGAGGAACCUCUAGGAACUCACCUAGCGACCAGCAGGCUUGGGGGUUCUGUGCAGGUGAUGAGUUCCACCAACGGAGAACUGAACACGGACGACCCAACCGCGGGACACUCGAAUGCCCCGAUCACGGCGCCCGCCGAGGUGGAGGUAGCGGAUGAUACAAAGUGCUGCUGUUUCUUCAAGAGGAGGAAGAGAAAAACCAUCCAGCGCCACAAGUGAUCUGCCAGGGACAUAACGGAUCAGUUUGUGCAGUAUCGCCUCUAACUCUGGCUACGGAUGGGUCUAGAUUCCUGAUCAGAUCUGCAAGGCCUUCCCUCCCCCUGAUUUGGAUGGGGGUGGAGGAAGAGCUGUCAUGACUUCGCCGCCUAGCACCACAUGUGUGGAUGGGGAGGGGGGAGGGAAGUUCCCAAACUGCUUUGCUUUUCCUCCACCAGCACCACAUCCACCCAGUGGUCGUUUACCCAGUCAGACUUUGCUGCUGUUCCCAGGCCUGUCUGUCGUGCAGUCCACGGAGAGCAUUAAGCUAUUUAACAAGGAAACCAACCAACCAACCAAACCCAUGACGUGAAUUUCUUUUGAUUCUAUUAACUAGUUUGAAAACGGGGAUCAACUCUACAGACUCAAAAAACGUUGCUGGCGUAGAAGCCGAAGACAAUUUCAAGAGGGGUGGGCUAUGGAGAAUUUUUUUUCCCUGUCGCUUCUUUAUCGCCGAAGUUAAUUUAAGUCUCGGUGCAGAGUGCUGAGUUGUCAGUCUUUGACCUUCCUCUUUUUAGUGUUAUGAAAUUCUGCUUUUCUUUUAAAGAUUGUGUUUUCCCUGUAAGCUCCUCGUCCCCCAUUUGGUUAAAGCUCUUUCCUUGUGGUGGCGAUCAAUCGCUAUGUUAGCCGAGUCUCUGGUACGGUGAUGCGUGGAGGAGGGACUCGUUUACACUUUCGUUUUACGAUGCACUUUUGCUAGCAAUACAAGCGAUGUUUGAUCUUGAAAUUAACAGUUUAGUAAUUAACUGGGGAAAUCAGGUGGGGGGAGGGGAGCCGAAUUUAGGGUCUCAGGAAUGGUUUGGAGCUUAUCAGAACCCUGAAGCCAGGCCCUCUGCCAUUUGAAAUGGGCAAUCUCCCUUGGGGGCACCUGGCCAAGACCAAAGGGAAACUUAAUGUGGAAGAGCAAGGUAGAAAAAGGAUGUCUUAAUGGUCCCUGCAAUGAGCCUUGGGGAGGGGAUUGUUUCCUGGUGCCCAGGACAGCCUGGGCCAUUUUUGGAGCACAGGAUUGCUGAGUCCUGCUUAUUCUCCUGGCAGGAGAGUUCAGUGUCCUCGGUUUAUGUGAAGUUGCUUAACUGGACUCUUUAAAAAAGACUUUCCUGUUGGCCAGGCCCCCAGCCCAGUGAAUCGCCCUGUUGCUGAUAUUCUGACCUCCCGGGAGGAUCAAGAGCCUCCUAAAUGAACCAAACCCAAGCCAGUGCAGUAAGGCAGCUGUGUGCAUGUUCCCUGGGGGGAGGAGGGGGGGCUGCCACUGGUUAAAACACCUUGGGGUUCCACGUCCCACUUGAAAGGAGCAACGUGAAAACGGGCCAGUGUGGAGUUGUAGCUUGCUGGGAAAUAGCAACUCUCAUGAGGCUAGACCCAGCCAGGCCGUUCUGUCUGUCCACUGACAACUCCUUUCUGGAGGGUACCAAGGGGGAAGGGCUGGAGGGAACCUUAUGAAGGUUGAAACUCACCUGGAUUGGCCCACUUGGUUCAUCCUUAGCUGAUCACAUGUGGGUAGUUCCUAAUUGUGAAUUUUCUUUUUUUAAACUAUAUCCCCCCACCCCCAGAUACAACCCUUCUUUAAACAGCCACAAGGGGCACAACAGCCAACCUCAAUUCAGUGUAAAAUGACUGAGAAUGUGUGUCUGGCUGUGCGUAUUUACCAUGGCAACAAAAUUGGACUUGGGGUGGUUGUUUUUUUACAGGGUGGGCGGGUGGGGAAGUAGCAUGUGGGUUUUUUUUUAAUUUUCCAUGUAAUUAUGACACUUGUAAUGUUUGAGCUGUAGGAGCUGGAAGCUGCUCUGAGGUUGUGCAAGAGGAGGAAGUUUGUGUCUGAGACCAUCAAAGCCUUUGUCUGAAAUAAACACUGCCAUUCUUUGCUGGAGCAAAGGGGGAGCGGGUAGGAGGUCCUCAAAUGCCACUUGGGCUUGGUAUGUCCUGCUUUACCCACCUGCAGAGGCCUGCAGAAUGGGGCCCUGUGCUGACUCGCCAGCAAGCUGUGCCAGCUACUCACCUGUAGCCUCCAUCCUGUUGCUGCAGCACAUGGUCUGCUGGGGGUAGGAAUAUAUCCUGCUGCAGGGGAGGUGCCUAGGGCCCACAGGCAGGGGGAGCCUGGCACCUACCGCUCCCAUUCCUGCUGGAAUACAGCAGCUUUGUCACUCUUUGAGCUACAUUCCUUUCAUUUAAAUCAGAGCUGAAUGGUUUAAAAACAGGCUUAAGCUAGGUCAAGUGGCUUCCUCCGCAUCCACCCUGAGUGGGAAGAAUGUCAGUGCCCCUUUAAAAGAUGCUGGGGACUCUGAAUCAGUUGCUGCCUCAUAUUCUUCUGGUCUGCAGUUUUACUUCAACAGCAGUGCCUCUGUCAUGCGCACGAGAACCAAGGUGGUGGGGGACAGCUGCACAGACUAGCUAGGCAAGGAGUGCACAGCCAGCUGCUAGGGAGGGCUUGGUUCUUGACAACUCAAUGAAUUCCACCAAAUCAAGACCUUUGUAGGGUAUUUAGUUUGUGCAAUGUUUGACCUUGUUUCCCAAACAAUGCAAAUAAAACCGCCUUAAAUCUUCACUGGAACUGUACUUCCAGUCCCCACAGGUGUAAAAUAAAAGUAUGUAUGUGA
Messenger RNA from Gopherus flavomarginatus (Mexican gopher tortoise), 4491 nucleotides. It is a transcript of the gene CSNK1G2, whose product is annotated as casein kinase 1 gamma 2. Gene Ontology annotation, molecular function: ATP binding; protein serine/threonine kinase activity. NCBI's taxonomy places the organism in Eukaryota, Metazoa, Chordata, Testudines, Testudinidae. Gene Ontology annotation, cellular component: cytoplasm; plasma membrane; nucleus. Gene Ontology annotation, biological process: positive regulation of canonical Wnt signaling pathway; endocytosis; signal transduction. The transcript is spliced from 13 exons. The record is from RefSeq and is a predicted model, not a curated record. Bases 506 to 1861 code for a protein of 451 amino acids.